GUUCACGCCCGGGAGGUAGCCCGGUUCCAAAAGGAAUGCAAUCAACUUUCACCCGGUGGGAAACACGCCUACCCGGGCCAGAUUAAUCGAAUCCUCUCAUUGGUCUAGAGGCACCUUCGUUCCAUAGUAGGUCCAUACUAGUUUGAAAGACGUUGGUGUAGCCUGCUAACACUAAACUUGUAAAUUGCGUCAGCCAGGCUAGCAGCCUUCAUAGUUAAUACAGGCAACGUUAAACCAUGCGCGUUGUAUGAAAUGCCGCGGAAAGAACGGUGCAAGAACCGGGAAACAUUUACUACUAAUCGUCAGUCACCAGUUUUGGAGAUUAUCUGACACAUGCCAAUAAUUCUCUAGCUAGGGAGUUGAAAGAAGGUAGUGUGAAGCCACGCAGGUGUCCUGAGUAGGCUAACACAAGACGCCCCAGACACGGUUUCUAGGGUUUGACUGACCAACAGGACACCUGGGAACAUGUCGGAGAAACGCAGGUCGCGAUGGUAUUUCGGUGGACUAUCCUCAAGUGCUGCUGCCUGCAUUACACACCCCUUGGAUCUGAUCAAGGUGCACCUCCAGACGCAGCAUGAGGUGAGGAUGAGGAUGGUGGGGAUGACUAUGAGUGUGGUGCAGAGAGACGGUGUUCUGGCUCUCUACAGCGGCCUCAGCGCCUCCCUCUGCAGACAGAUGACAUAUUCUCUGUCCCGCUUCGCCAUCUAUGAGACAGUGAGUGAUCAGAUGAAGGACAGGACCCAUGGUCCCAUGCCCUUCUACCAGAAGGUCCUUCUGGGGUUGGUUGGAGGAUUUGCAGGUGGAUUUAUCGGGACCCCAGCAGACAUGGUUAAUGUCAGAAUGCAGAAUGAUGUUAAAGUACCGCUAGAACUCAGGAGAAAUUAUGCCCAUGCACUGGAUGGACUGUUCCGGGUAUGGAAAGAGGAGGGAAUGAAGAAGCUGUUCUCUGGAGCCACAAUGGCAUCCACUAGAGGAGCACUGGUCACUGUUGGACAGCUGGCCUGUUAUGACCAGGCCAAGCAGCUGGUUCUGGGGACUGGAGCCAUGCAGGACAACAUUCUCACACACUUCCUGGCCAGCCUCAUCGCAGGAGGCUGUGCCACUGUCCUGUGCCAACCACUGGAUGUCUUGAAGACCAGGCUGAUGAACUCAAAAGGGGAAUAUGUGGGGCUGCUACACUGUAUGACAGAUACAGCUAAACUGGGACCCAAUGCCUUCUACAAGGGUCUGGUUCCAGCAGGGAUCCGUCUUAUCCCUCACACGGUCCUCACCUUCAUCUUCCUAGAGCAGCUCAGGACCUGCUGCGGCAUCAGGAUCGUCACCUGAGAAUGGUUAGGGGUCACCACCUGAUCACCUUUUGAGUAGUCUGAAAUGUGACCUCUGUGUCAGGACUGCCAGGCCACACCUACUCCCUUUGUUCCCUGUUUUGUUCUACGUGAGCAGGCAGCUUUAAUCCACCUGCAACCUCCCACCUCCCCAUCCUAAAUCCCACCGUCUGGAUACAGCCUAGUGACUGACUGAAAGGGGGGUUCUGGAUACAGCCUAGUGACUGACUGAAAGGGGGGUUUCUGGAUACAACAUAGUGAAUGACUGAAGGGGGGGUUUCUGGAUACAGCCUAGUGAAUGACUGAAAGGGGGGUUUCUGGAUACAGCCUAGUGAAUGACUGAAGGGGGGUUUCUGGAUACAGCCUAGUGAAUGACUGAAAGGGGGGUUUCUGGAUACAGCCUAGUGAAUGACUGAAAGGGGGGUUUCUGGAUACAGCCUAGUGAAUGACUGAAGGGGGGUUUCUGGAUACAGCCUAGUGAAUGACUGAAGGGAAUAGAUCCAUUUGGGACACCGAUUUAAGUAAUCCAUCUGAACUGGAACAGCCUCUGUAGAAUUAACCUGCUAGAGGGCACCGUUACACUGGUCUAUGCGUACUCUGCAGACGUCUAUGAUCGCUGUACCAGGUCUUAACGUGUAUAAGUGGGUCGGUUGUUUGGGAGUGUGUUUGAGGAGUUUUGUUAUUCACGCCACUGCCAAAGAUCCAUAUGUUUUUGUAUUGUAAAAUACAUGUUGCAAGCUGUUUUUAAAUGCCGAUAGGACGAGUGCAUAUUUCACAUUGAUGAUGGCAAGAUGGCUACUUCCUGCUUCAUUUAUGCUCGGUCAGUUGACUGUCAAAACAACAAUGGUAAGAAGCCAGUUUAAUUGUCCAAUGAAUGGACUGAGAAAUAAAGGAAUGUCUGUAUAGUAAUAAAACCAAUAUGUCAAUAAAUAUGCUUGUUACAGAGAUUA
Coregonus clupeaformis (lake whitefish) is the source of this 2275-nucleotide messenger RNA. RefSeq names its product mitochondrial dicarboxylate carrier-like. The transcript is spliced from 11 exons. The coding region runs from base 466 to 1326 and encodes 286 amino acids. Lineage: Eukaryota; Metazoa; Chordata; Actinopteri; Salmoniformes; Salmonidae. The record is from RefSeq and is a predicted model, not a curated record. Gene Ontology annotation, biological process: malate transmembrane transport; thiosulfate transport; phosphate ion transmembrane transport. Gene Ontology annotation, molecular function: malate transmembrane transporter activity; thiosulfate transmembrane transporter activity; sulfate transmembrane transporter activity.